This is a messenger RNA of Colossoma macropomum (tambaqui), 3242 nucleotides long. Its product is annotated as cold shock domain-containing protein E1-like. Lineage: Eukaryota; Metazoa; Chordata; Actinopteri; Characiformes; Serrasalmidae. The record is from RefSeq and is a predicted model, not a curated record. The transcript is spliced from 15 exons. Bases 321 to 2642 code for a protein of 773 amino acids.
UCCCCUUCCGUUCCCAGCAACGCGAGCAGUGUUGUUAGCUAGCUCGGUAGUGUGGACUGCUACUGUGUCCAUUUGUGGUCAUUUUCCUGCAAGCUGCCUCCAAGAAAACCUACAUUUAAAAGACAGAGAUGUGGCCCGCUGGGGUAGAAAGCAUUUCUGAUGUCUCAAGAUGCCGUUUGUUGUAGACAGCCAGGUAAAGAAGCGGCUUUGUUGCAGCUAACGUUAGCUAACCUAGCCAACUUUAGCGAGCCAGCUUUACUGUUUGGUUGCGUUACUUCGGUUCUGCCUCGCACGACUGGUGGUCCAGAAAAAGUAAGCGAAUGGCUAAAGGUCGAAAACGAGGGAAUGCCCCUCCACAGGGAAAUGGACCUAGAUUUAGGAUGCCUCCUCCAGGUGGGCCCCCACCCCCCGACGGGCUCUGGGGAAGGCCUUCACAUCCAGGUGAGUUUCGUGGUCACCCGCCCCAUCCAAUGGGUCCCCCCGGACCGAGGAUGCCUCUAGAGCGGUUUCCUGUGGGCCCACACGACUUUGGACCACCCUGUCCCCCACUGAUGGAGGGAGAUCCUUAUAUUCAUGACGAAUUCAUGAUGAGAGACCCGUUCAUGCACAGAGAUUUCCCCCCGCCAGAGUUUGAAGGUGAUCCACGCUACCUCCAUCCAGACUUUGAGGGAAGACCGAGAGGAUAUCACCCGUCAGAGUUUGAAGGUGGUCGACCUUACCCUCAUCCAGAUUUUGAAGGCAGACCACCAGCGUAUGAACGUGGGCCUGAACAUGACUUUUACCCACCACCAUAUGAAGGUGGGCGACCUGGUUUUGACCCUCCAGAGUUUAGGGGUGGACCACCAGACUUCCACCCCCCUCGGUUUGAGAGAGGAGCUGGGUAUCCAGUAAUGGAUCCUCCAUAUGGGCCAGCGGAUGGUUACAGUGCAGUGGACCCACAUUAUCCACCACCAGUGGGAGUCCGUGGUGAUCCUGCCUUUGGAGUGACAGGGGAGUAUUUUGGGCCUUCACCAGAUUUCAUUGGACCAGGACCUGGACUGUUAGGCCAGGAUGUAGCUGCUACGGCUCCCCCUCCUCCUCCAUGUCCACCUCCCAGCGUUCAGAAUGACGCCAGUCAGCAGGCAUCCAAGCAAACAAAGAGUGAAAAUACUAAGACUAUGGCUUCAAAGACAACAACAUCCACAGUCAAGAAUUUGUCCAGAUCUGUCAAACCUCCUCCAGGACGAUCCAUGGGAGUCAUUUCAUUUAUUGGUAACACUUAUGGGUUCAUUGAACGCGAGGACCUGAAAAAAUUCUCUUUCUCCUUCGAUGCCUAUUUUGGAAACCGUGACCAUUUAGUCCCUGGGGUUAAAGUGCAUUUCACAGCAGUCAAAGAAUUGGGAAAAGAAUGUGCCACUGAUGUGAAAGUUGCCCCGGGAGGGACAGACGAGAUUGAAGAGACAAUCUAUGAAGGUGUGGUCACCACGGUCCUUCCAGAUAGUUAUGUAUUGGAACCUCACCCGGGCCGUAUCAGAACCAUUAUCUCUACUGACCCGAUUAAACUGCCUUUUGGAAAGACAGACACAAAAGCCACUCUACUACUGUUUGACCGAGUGAAAUUUCAGCUGCUCACAGAUAUUAUUACUAAAGAAAAUAGAGCCACAAACAUCAUGCCACAAAUACCAGACACAUUUCAGCUCACCAAGGAAGUCAGGGAAACGGGUGUGGUCAUGAACAUCAAGGGUGAUGUCUGUACCAUCAUGGCAAAGAGACAUGAAAACCUCACUGCUUCUGUCAAAGAGAAUCUGUCAGAUGAUGAGCUCAAUGUUAUGGACGAGGUGGAGUUCACGGCUAUGACUGUAAAAGACACUGUUAAAGCCAUCAGACUGAAGAAGCUUCCUGAGGGCUCAGUGUUCUUUGACUCACAAGCAAAAAACAGAAUUGCUAAGGCAAAGGAGAAAAUUACUGACCCCUCUGCAGCCAAAGACAAGUGGAAACCACUGAGCUCAGAGGUCAUUUCUGAAGAAGGAGUUGAAGACACGAGCAGUGAGAAGUAUGAGGGAACCAUCUUCAAAGUCAUCACAAAGAAUUCAAAACAAGAGGGAGAGGAGAUGGAGGAACAGGAACGUCCCCAGGGUCUUCUAGACUCCACAGUGGCAGGCACACAGAAACGCUUACCCUUUAGGUCAGGUGAUGUGAUCACACAAGCCACUAUGAUGGUUGGCGACAAGGUCCGUUUCAACAUCUCUAUCAACACAGAAACCAAAGAAGAGCGUGCAGUCAACAUUGAGAUCCAGCCAGACAGCCUUCAGACCGAUUCUGCUGAGCAACGCAGGAUAGGUGUUAUUGUAAAAUUGGAUGAUAAUUCUGGGCUCAUCAGGACUCCGCAGGACCCACAACUGAUUUUUGACCUGAGCGAGGUCAUGGAAUCGACCAAGCUCGCUUUGUCAGAAAAGGUUGAAUUUACGUUAGCAGCGAAGGAAGGAGCUGAAGGGGGUAAACGAGCUAUUAGAAUCAAGAGGCUGACUGAGAGUGUCUUCACAUCUGUGCCAAAGUUAGAAAGCCUCGGAGAGAAAGAGAAGAAGAAAAUGACAAUCAAAUUGUUGAGGGAUCCGAAAGAGCAAAUCAAUAACGAGGUCAAAAAAGAGGUCAGAAAAUGGUAACUUGGCCGCUGCCAGGAGACCAGAGAAGGGAAAAUCUGAAGCUUCCAAAGCUGUUAAACUGACAAAAUCACAAAAGCAAGACGUUAAAGGCAAACAAGAGAAAGGUAAAGCAGAGAGGGAGCGUAGCAGAAGCAGAGAAAACAGCCGACGCAGGUACAGUCGAAGCAGGAGCCGCAGCCGCGAUAGGAGUGGCAGCUACUACAGGAGGCACAGGAGCUCCAGUCGGGAGAAGAGUUACAGCAGACACAGACGGAGCCGCAGCCACAGCAGAGAUCGGACACACAGAUACAAGCCUAGUCACAGCCACAGUCGUAGCCGCAGUAGAAGCAGGGAAAGGAGUGGUCGAAGUGGCAAGAAGAGAAGCCGCAGCCCAGAACACAGGAAUGACGCCCGCAGAGGACGAAGCAUCAGUAAGGAGCGCAGCAGCAAGAGACGAAGCAAAAGCCCUGAUAAGAAAUCAGAGAGCCAAAAGUCUUCAUCAAAAUCUCUAGCUAGCUCCUCUGGUUAUAAGGAUCUGUCUUCUGGGGUUGUAGAUGAUGAAUUAGCAAAGAAAAGGAAAGAGUUAUUGGAGCUCAAUGAGCUAAUAGCACGUAAAAGGGC